Molecule: messenger RNA, 312 nt
Organism: Gryllus bimaculatus (two-spotted cricket)
Lineage: Eukaryota; Metazoa; Arthropoda; Insecta; Orthoptera; Gryllidae
Source: the annotation of a GenBank genome assembly
AUGAACCUUCCACACAGUUUGUCGCACGCCCUGCAGGAGCGCUGUGCAAAUCCGAAAUUUCGUGAACCAUUUCCGUUCACGGAGCCCGACCGUCACGUCGAAACGAGAGCAGGCGAAGAAAUACGUACAUGUGGCGGCCGCCGCUUCUGUGCCUUUCUCUGUCACCUCGAUCACCGCUCUGUGCAAAACCUUGGAUGCGAAGAGGCCUUUCUCGUCCGAAAUGCCCGUCAGGUUCGCCUUCUGCCGGUCGAAGAAGUCGUCGACUCCAAGCUGAAGGAACAUGAAAGAUCGACUAAACGUACGUUGGUUUAA